Dovyalis caffra is the source of this 1053-nucleotide messenger RNA. NCBI's taxonomy places the organism in Eukaryota, Viridiplantae, Streptophyta, Magnoliopsida, Malpighiales, Salicaceae. The record is from the annotation of a GenBank genome assembly.
AUGCAGGCUGCAUGCAAUGGGAUUUGCAAUCACUCCCUUCUCUUUCGUCUUUUAAAAUUGGUAAUCUGUCCUAGUGAUGAUAUGGGGUCAACCAAUGGAUUGGUAAGCCCACCUGGGAAGAAACCUCUUUUUUCAUUUGGUGUAAUCUCUGAUGUCCAGUAUGCUGAUAUUCCUGAUGGUCAGUCAUUCCUUGGUGUUCCCCGGUAUUACCGACAUAGCAUUUGUGUAUUGCAGAGGGCAGUUCAAAAGUGGAAUAACCACCGGAAUCUUAACUUUGUGAUAAACUUUGGGGAUAUUGUGGAUGGGAAAUGUCCGUCAGACCAAUCUCUAGAUGCUGUAAAGAAAGUAGAUAAUGAAUUUCAGAAAUUCAAUGGUCCUGUUUAUCACUUGAUUGGCAAUCACUGUCUCUACAAUCUUCCCCGUGACAAAUUGCUACCAUUAUUGAAGAUACCAGGUCUCAAUGGCCAUGCCUACUAUGAUUUUUCACCUAGUCUAGAAUACAGAAUUGUUGUACUGGAUGGCUAUGAUAUCAGUGCCAUCGGAUGGCCUCAAGGUCAUUCUAAAACUUUACAAGCAUUGGAAUUUCUUGAGACGAAAAACCCAAAUUCGGAUAAAAACAGCCCAGCAGGACUGCUGGGUCUUGAGAGGAGGUUUGUUAUGUUCAAUGGAGCUGUUGGGAGAGAACAACUUGAAUGGUUAGAUGGCAUACUUAAGGAUGCAACAAAGCUGAAGCAGAAAGUGAUUGUUUGUUGUCAUCUGCCUUUGGAUCUUGGUGCAUCAUCUCAAGAAGCACUUCUAUGGAACUAUGAUGAAGUAAUGAACGUAAUCCACCGGUACAAUUGUGUCAAGGCAUGCCUUGCUGGACAUGAUCACAAAGGGGGACAUUCAAUUGAUUCCCAUGGAAUACACCAUAGGUCCUUUGAAGCAGCCCUAGAGUGUCCUCCUGAUACAGAUGCAUUUGGGCAUGUUGAUGUUUAUGACAACAGGUUACUGCUUUUUGGUACUGAUAGGAUGCAGAGCACUGAAAUGUCAAAGACAGCACAGGAAGCUUAA